AUGGGCUAUAACGUGAAGACCCAAUUAAUCACUUGGAUGAGUUUGAUAGGUUGUGUGAACAUCAAUGUUGUCUCUGAAGAUGCCAUCAAGCUGAGACUCUUCCCUAUGUCUCUUGCUCACAAGGCUCACCAAUGGGAGAAGAGCCUGCCCCAUGGCACAAUCACCACUUGGGAUGAAUGUAAGAAGGCGUUUCUUGCUAAGUUUUUCUCAACCGGUCACACCGCCAAGCUAAGGAGCGAGAUAUCAGGCUUCAUUCAGAGGAACAAUGAGACUUUUGCUGAAGCUCGGGAAAGAUUCAAGGGCUAA
Messenger RNA from Microthlaspi erraticum, 306 nucleotides. The record is from the annotation of a GenBank genome assembly. Lineage: Eukaryota; Viridiplantae; Streptophyta; Magnoliopsida; Brassicales; Brassicaceae.